Molecule: messenger RNA, 2871 nt
Organism: Ananas comosus (pineapple)
Lineage: Eukaryota; Viridiplantae; Streptophyta; Magnoliopsida; Poales; Bromeliaceae
Product: E3 ubiquitin-protein ligase RMA1H1-like
Exons: 2
Coding region: 1889-2617 (242 amino acids)
Biological process (GO): ubiquitin-dependent protein catabolic process
Cellular component (GO): endoplasmic reticulum
Molecular function (GO): ubiquitin-like protein conjugating enzyme binding; ubiquitin protein ligase activity; metal ion binding
Source: RefSeq, a predicted model, not a curated record
UUUUUUGGGUGCAUCGAUCGAUGCCUUCUUUGUGCAAUUAUGUGAUUUAAAAUCUAAAAAUUUGGAUUUUAUUGUAUAUUAAAUUUUGUCGCCCUGUUUCUAGAAGCUUCGUUACCAAAUUGCCAUGCCUCAAAGUUCUUUUACAUUUUUCUUGUUCAUUACACUCUCCAAAAUCCGAUCUUUUUCUUUUAAAUCUCUGCGUAAGAAUUUUAUUUUUAAAAAAUAUUUUGAGAAAACAUGGUAAAGGCCCUCUUUAUAGGGCGAAACUAUUUUAUCUUUUUUUUUUUGGUAAAUUAUUUGGUCUUUGAAGUAGAAGGUGCCCUCCAAUGGAGUUUCUUGGAAAAAAAAACAAAAAAUCCUUAUUUUUUGCAAUUUUUUUUUUAAAAAAGGACCUCCUCUCUAACCCUCAUUGACUAUUCUUCGGUUUCUUGAACGUGUAUUCUUACCCAAAGAUUUGUUUUGUUUUUUUAAUUCUUGCUAGAAUGCAUAUAGUUUUUAAUUUUGUAUGGAAUGAUUAGUAAAUUAAUUAUGCUUAAUUUAAUAAUUAGCCUAUACUCUUUUCGUUGGUUGGUACGUUGUUUUAGUAGACUUAGUACUGCUCCUCACCUUUAAUUACUCCACAGUACUCCUUUUAUAAAAAUAAUAAACAAGCAUAAACCAAAUGCUUUGAGAAUAGGCUUUUGGAUUUUAUUUGGAUAUUUGUAGAUUCUCAUAUAUGAAAAGUGAUAAACGUGUUGCUACCUCUUUACAGAGUAUAAAGGUCACAAUGGAGCAUUAGAUUUAGUUGGGGCCAUUGUUGCCUAAUUAACUACUUGUUUGAGAUAUUCCCUUCGUAUUAUUGAUCUUUUCCGAAUAUGCCAAACCUUAGUUAGUGCCCUGUGUCUCCAUUAUGGCUUUUUCUUAAUAUAUGUUUCAUUAUCAUUGGUGUGCUUGUUUUACCGAAUUAUUGCCUAAUCUAUUCAUUGUGCAAAGAUAUUUCCAUAUUAAUUUCCGAAUACUAGCAUUUUUUUUUAUAGAUUAGUAAAUAGUUUCGUGCAUUGUCUUUACCUUGAUAUUUAUAGAACUUAGUAAUGCGAACAGUCGUGUUAUAUUCAUACACGCAGAAUAAAUUUAGAUUACAUGCAUUUGUAAAUACAUUUACGUAAACGUAACUCGAUCAUCUGAACACUUCACAUUAAGUGUUUAAUUUGUUUGCUCGCAAGGCAAUUUGUAUCUCAUACAUUUGUUGAGAUCUGGGGGAGACGGUGAAAUUGAAUUAGUUUCUCCUGUUCCAGUUGCUGUCCCCUUCUGCACAAGACAAAGUCUGCAACUUUUUUCGGCAGAAGUUUUUACUGAGGAAUCAUAAUUUUUCGAUGAAGAUUAGAGAGUUAGGGUGCUUAUAAAUAAAUAAAAAUCUGACUUAAGAUUAAAUGUUACUAAUCUUUUCCUGCAUCUGCAUAUUUCAUGGAUUCUUGAAGUCAAAUAGCGUAGCAGGUGGUCCCCCACGGCGCCCACCCCCCAUCUUUGUCAUCGAGGAGCUGGCAUUGCUUGGUCUUAGCCGUCUGAUUUUCCUGCGAUAGUAUUUUAUUAUUAUAAAAGCCGUCCCUCUUGCCUUUAUCCUUGCGCUAGCAAUCGGAUAGGCUUUGCGGGUGGUGUAGUGGCGUCAUAUUAUAUGAAUAAUAAUGCCAUUGACUGUGGGUUUUGAUUUGUCGGAUCAGUUCAUUAUCAUUUUUUCGGCGAUUUCUUAUCUUCUUGUUAUGGAUUAGGACAUGCAGGGUCCCAAAUAAGUCUACUUUUUCAGGAGCGCUUUGAUAGAAAUUUGUGAAAGGUGGAUAGCCAUGUGCUUGUGUUUUGGCUGUGAGACUUCAUACAAACCAAUAGCCAAAGAAAAGAGAGCAAUCUGAGCUAGAUGGAUCCUCAGGCAGAUGAGGAACCGAUAAAGAAGAGCAGCGCGGACGCCAGCGCCGGUCCGGCCGCGUCCAAUGGUUGCUUCGACUGCAACAUCUGCCUGGACUUCGCCGCCGACCCGGUGGUCACCCUCUGCGGCCAUCUCUACUGCUGGCCGUGCAUCUACAAGUGGCUGCAGCAGGUCGAGAGCAGCGCAGCCGCCGCCCCGCAGCCGCAGUGCCCCGUCUGCAAGGCGGGCCUCUCCGAGGAGACCCUCGUGCCACUCUACGGCCGCGGCCACAGCUCCAAGAAACGCCACCAGAAGGACGUGCUCAGCAUCCCGUCCCGUCCAUCCGUGCACCGUGAGUCCGUCGAGUACCACACCCCGCGAGCGGAGGAUACGCCUUCGCCGCCGCUGCCGCCGCUGCCGCAGCAGCAGUAUUACGAGCACACUCCCUACUACGGCGGCGGCGCCGGUUUCGAUUACCUGAGCCCGUCGUCGCCGAUGGGGACGCGGGUGAUCCAGUCGACAGCGGGGGGAGUGCUGGGGGGGAUGGCGGUGGCGGUGCUCCCGUGGGUGCUGGGCAGCCAGGUGCCGGCGGCAGGAAUGUACCACCCGAACCCGUACUACGUGGCCGGGAACGGCGGGAGCCCGCGACGGAGGCGGCAGGAGAUGGAGGUGGCGAGGUCGCUUCACCAGAUCUGGUUCUUCCUCUUCGUGUUUGCGGUUCUGUGCCUGCUCUUGUUCUGAGAAAGAGGCGCGUGCAGUUGCUGAGACCUUCUGUAGAUAAUCAAGUUUAUAAAUACCAACAAUCACUAUGCUCGAGAUAUGAAUUGCUGCGCUAAAUAAGCGGAUCCAAUACGUAGAUGAUUUUUCCUGUAUUGUAAAAGUGAGUUUAUUAGUUGUAAAAAAAAAAAAAGAAAACAAAUCGCCAUGUAAGACAGAUUUCCUGCAGCCUGUGGGUGUGUGAAUGUGCUAAUCUGGGUGUCUAUUUUGCUGAAAAA